This is a messenger RNA of Penicillium macrosclerotiorum, 1377 nucleotides long. Its product is annotated as camp independent regulatory protein. The coding region runs from base 1 to 1377 and encodes 458 amino acids. The transcript has a single exon. NCBI's taxonomy places the organism in Eukaryota, Fungi, Ascomycota, Eurotiomycetes, Eurotiales, Aspergillaceae. The record is from RefSeq and is a predicted model, not a curated record. Gene Ontology annotation, molecular function: DNA binding.
AUGGAGACCUACUACGGGCAUGUCCGCACCCCCGCGGACGCCAUCAUUUUGUUCGAGGCCUGUCGUAUUGGCCUCUUGCCACGAGUGCAGCGUCGACUCUCCGAGAAGGAGCGCCAAUCCAUUCGAUCUGGCUCCGUAUUCGUAUGGGACGAGCGAGAAGCGGGCAUGCGACGCUGGACUGACGGCAAAUCAUGGAGCGCCAGUCGUGUGUCCGGGAGCUUCCUGACUUACCGAGAGAUGGAAGGCAAGCGAGGUGGCGGCAGUGUGUCUCAGCCCUCAGUAUCGCGAGGAGGAAAGACUCCCGAGAGCACCCGUGGCAGUGACGAAGACCGAGGUGACGGAACCGAUGAGGGCCCCGAUGGCUAUCGGUAUAAGCCUGAUGGCUUGAUGAAGCAGUCGUUCAGUAUCACCACCUCCACUGGCCAACAUCUUCACCUCAUCAGCUACUUCUCCCGCUCCCACCCCUCGGCGGCCAACCUACAACAACCCUCCUCAGAUCCCGCCCUUCGACAUGUCCGACCCCAAAAGGGCCUGUAUCCGGAGUCGACUGUCAACGACCAGCAGAACCUCCCAGUUGUGACGCGGGGGCCGAUGACGGGAGCAACAUAUCCCAUUACACCGCACCCAAUGGGUACCUAUGCCCGCGCGACACAUCCCCCAUCCUACACCCCUUCGUAUGCCUGGCCUCCCACCCCGUUGGCCACUCCGCCCACAGUGGCCGUGCCAUAUCCCGGUGCUGCUGCCUACCUUCCCCCUGUGCCCGCUAGCAAUGGUCCCCCUCCCGCCUACAGCCAGCCACAACAUCAAGUGCCGCCUCAUCAACAGCCUCACCACCAUGCGCUACCUCCUCCACCUCCACAGGUCCUCUCCGGUCCGUAUGAACGGCCUCACCCAGAACCAUCGAUGGCUGCUGGUCUUCCUGCGGGACCCCCAUCUUACCCAGGGCGUUCUCCUCGGUUGAUCCACGAUGCACCCCACGAGCAGCGGAGCCCCCGAGUCUACGGUCAUGUCGUUGCUGACAAUCGCAUGUCAUCCCCACGAGUACCAUCUGGUUCUUUAUCACAAGCGAACGGAGCUAGCCGCAGCCCGCACUUGUUGAAACAGACUCCUCCAAUUCCUGUGCGGCAAUUAGCGGUUAUGGGAACUCCCCCCAAGUCAGAACCCAACUCUGUUCCCGGCAUUAGUUCAUUGAUGAACAGCGCAUCACUGGCUCCGAUCACAUCUAUCGGUAGCCCUGCGACUGGGCCUGGAAGCCCGCCUAAUGCUCGGGCUUCGGUCACCGGAGAUGGACCACGAGAUAUUCCGAGCGAUAAAAUUGGUUUCGGUGGCGAGGACAUGAGAGCACUGCGCCAGCUGGACCGGGUCUUCACUGCAUAA